Molecule: messenger RNA, 526 nt
Organism: Solanum stenotomum
Lineage: Eukaryota; Viridiplantae; Streptophyta; Magnoliopsida; Solanales; Solanaceae
Product: outer envelope membrane protein 7-like
Exons: 1
Coding region: 172-390 (72 amino acids)
Cellular component (GO): chloroplast outer membrane
Source: RefSeq, a predicted model, not a curated record
UUUCUUUUCUUUUCUUAGGGGCUAAGCCACCCACCUUGUCUUAAUGCCCAAGCCAUCAAUUUCCCAAAACUCUCAUCCCUCUCGCUAUAAGUAAUUCCCAGAACCUCGACUCAAAACCCCCAUUUCUAGACCCCAAAAGCACUCAGAUUCUUCUUUUCAGUCCCAUCAUCAAUGACGAAGACAAAUUCGUUGAAAUCAACAGCUGUGGUAGUUGGUGCCCUAGCUUGUGGGUGGCUAGCCAUUGAGUUCGCCUUCAAGCCAUUUCUCGAGAAAGCUCGUGCUGCCUUGAACAAAUCUGACCCUGCUCGUGACCCUGAUGAUGAAGAUGAUCAGAACUCGCAACCCGGUAAAUCUCCAUUUGAGAUUAAUCCUUCUGAAGAAAGUCCCUGAUUUUGAAUUUUUCUUUUUUUCUUUAAUUUUGGUUGAUCGAUUCGGUUUUAAGUAUUAUUAGUUGUGGUUAUUAGUUUUCGGUUUUUGAAUAUGCUAAAUUGAUAAUCAAAUCAAUAAGAUAUUUGUUAUCGAUUUU